Molecule: messenger RNA, 425 nt
Organism: Fusarium verticillioides 7600
Lineage: Eukaryota; Fungi; Ascomycota; Sordariomycetes; Hypocreales; Nectriaceae
Exons: 1
Source: RefSeq, a predicted model, not a curated record
AAAUGCCUGACGUUCUUAUGCCAAUCCCACCGCCACCUCCCAAGUCUCCCAAGUCCAAUGGCAUGUUUGAUCGUCGUUGGAAGCCGCCAGUCAUUGUAUAUCAGAAAUCAUCAGAUAACACACACCUAGAGUGCACCUGCCAUAGAAAUUUGCAGAAAGAGGUUCAAGAACUUAGAGCUUGCUAUGAAGAGUUAAUGGCUAGACUUCAUAAGAUAGAAGACGGUCGGCGGCCGGGUUGUCAGGUGACUCAAAAUGAAGAUAUGAACCUAGCAGGACUUGAUGAUAUGGAAUAUGAUCGGUGUGAAUAGGCUGGAGGUUGAAUCAAUCAGGAUAUAGGGGUCUCUAUGUCUUGAAUGGAAAUCUUGUCUGCAAAUCAACGCCCCAGAGUUAUUCAGACGAGUGUAUGGGUCGAUUCAUCCACAACC